Pocillopora meandrina is the source of this 1123-nucleotide messenger RNA. The record is from the annotation of a GenBank genome assembly. Lineage: Eukaryota; Metazoa; Cnidaria; Anthozoa; Scleractinia; Pocilloporidae.
UUAGUCAAAAGGAACUGUGCAGAAAUUUACAAUUCGGGUAAACGAAGGGACGGCGUGUACACCAUCAAACCUGAUAAUUUGCCUGCCUUUGAUGUAUUCUGUGACCAAACAACAGCCGGUGGUGGGUGGUCAGUGUUCCAGAAAAGACUGAACGGCUCGGUUGAUUUCUACCGCUACUGGAAUGACUACAAACGUGGUUUUGGUGAUCUGAAAAGUGAAUUUUGGUUGGGACUGGACAAGAUUCACCGGCUGACCUCAGAUAAUAACAGCAUGCUGCGUGUGGACUUGGAAGACUUUGAAGGGAACACUCGAUAUGCUGAGUAUAACAUGUUUGGUGUUAUGAGUGAGAAAGACAAGUACAAGCUGAUCCUUGGUUCUUAUUCAGGUAGAACUGUCAUUUCGUCGCUUCUAUUCUAGUCAUUCUAAGAGGGAGAAGGGAGGGGGGGGAGGGGGAGGAGGAGAGUGCUGAGUAAUGUAAAUAUGCUUAGCGUAUUUUAAAUCAAUAGCUUUGGAGAACAAAAGAGUGCGUAAGCUCAGCUCAUCGAUGUGCGAUCCUGGACAGGGCAAACCGGACGUUGAUAAGUCCAAAGGUAUUCGCCGGUGGAUCAUGCGCAGUUAACCUGACGGACUAGUUUAACUCUGAUGAAUGCCUCGGCAAACAUAUUUAUUAGCAUUAUCACAGUUAGCGAUUCAAUCCCUAGAAUCUUCGACAUGAAUCAUAGAUAUUAGUAAGAAUACUUUUACUCCAUUUUGUUAUUGUUGAAUUAUACUUAUCUGAUAUUUCAUGAUUUCUUUUGAAUUACGAACGGCUCGUUGUUGGUGAAACAUAAUACUCAUAUUGCUGCUUGUUUUGUCAGGACCUUCUGGUGACUCUCUUGCUUAUCAUCGCGGUAUGCCGUUCACCACUAGAGAUCAAGAUAAUGGCAAUAGGGGAGGUCAAAACUGUGCCAUUGAGUACCAAGGAGCCUGGUGGUACAAUUGGUGUUACAAAUCGAAUCUCAAUGGCUUAUAUCAUCGUGGCAAUCACUCCUCCGAUGCUUAUGGAGUGAACUGGUUUCACUGGAAAGGAUAUCGUUACUCUCUAAAGAGAACCGAGAUGAAAAUAAGACCAGUGGAAUUCUGA